GGCCGAGGCGGCGGCAGUCGGGGAGGGGGGUGGGGGUGGGGGGAAACGGAGCGGAGAGCGGCUUCGCUUGUAAGGCGGGGGAGAAAGUGGGGGCGGAAAAAGAGGACCCCCCCCCCCCCCGUCGACCGUCCAGAAGAACCGCCGCGGCGGCAGCGAGCGAGCGAGCGAGUGAGCGGGGCCCGCGGCGCUGCACUCAGCCAUGGACAAUCAGUGCACGGUUCAAGUCAAAUUGGAGCUGGGGCACCGAGCCCAGCUGCGGAAGAAGCCCACAACGGAGGGGUUCACCCAUGACUGGAUGGUGUUUGUGCGCGGCCCAGAGCAGUGUGACAUCCAGCACUUCGUGGAGAAGGUGGUCUUCAGGCUGCAUGAGAGCUUCCCGAAACCCAAGCGAGUGUGCAAGGAGCCCCCGUACAAAGUGGAGGAGUCUGGCUACGCAGGCUUCAUUAUGCCCAUUGAAGUGUACUUCAGAAAUAAGGAGGAGCCGAAAAAGGUUUGUUUCACAUACGACCUGUUUUUAAACUUGGAGGGAAAUCCACCAGUGAACCACCUGCGUUGUGAGAAACUGACUUUCAACAACCCCACCAAGGAAUUCAGACGCAAACUUAUUAAGGCUGGAGGGGUGAUGGUAAUGCCAGAGGGAGCAGAAACUGUUUCAAGGCCCAGUCCCGAUUAUCCCAUGUUGCCCACAAUACCGCUCUCUGCCUUCUCCGAUCCCAAGAAGACCAAACCAUCCCAUGGGUCAAAGGAUGCCAACAAGGAAAGCAGCAAGGCAUCCAAGCCACACAAAGUAACCAAGGAGCACAGAGAGAGGCCAAGGAAAGACUCUGAGAGCAAAAACUCCUCCAAAGACCUUGAAAGAGAACAAAACAAACCUUUGAAGGACUCCUCCAGAAAACCAACAGAGAACAAACUGCCUAAGGAGGAGAAGGCGCCUCCGAAAGCUGCUUUCAAGGAACCAAAACUGGCUGUGAAGGAGACCAAACUGGAGAACACCUCUCCAAAGGGUGGGCCGCAGCCGGAGCUGAAGUCUUCCAGCAAGAGGCCUUCCAACGUGGAGUCACCAAAGCCCAGUGCCAAAAAACAAAAGAAGAGCAGCUCCAAAGGGGUAAAGAACAUCCUGGGGACGUCUCCCAGAACCUCGUCUUCCUCGUAUCCAGAGAAGAAACAAACCAAGGAGAAGAUGAAUGCCAAAGUGGAGAAGGUAAAAUCUGAAAGCGAGGCCAAGGAGAUCAAAAAGCCGGUGGAAAUGGAGGAGUCGAAUUCGGAGGAUGAGAAUUCUUUCAAGUCAGAGUCUGUCCAGUCCAGCCCUUCCAACUCCAGCUCCAGCUCCGACUCCAGCUCCGACUCCGACUUUGAGCCAUCUCAGAACCACAGUCAAGGGCCGCUGCGCUCCAUGGUGGAGGAUCUGCAGUCGGAGGAGUCCGAUGAUGACGACAGCUCCUCAGGGGAAGAGGCAGCAGUCAAAGCAAACCCCGUCAGCAGGGAUUCCAGACUGAGCCUCAGCGACAGUGACAGCGACAACAGUGCAGACUCCUGCCUGCCCAGUCGAGAGCCUCCCUCUGCUCAGAAGCUGCCCCCAGCAAACAAUAAGGCAUCUGGAAGAAAAAGCCCGGAGUCUUGUAACAAACCAGAGAAGAUCCUGAAGAAGGGAACCUACGACAAGGCCUACACUGAUGAAUUAGUGGAGCUUCACAGGCGACUCAUGGCACUACGAGAGCGCAAUGUGCUGCAGCAGAUUGUGAACCUCAUUGAGGAAACGGGGCAUUUUAACGUUACCAACACAACCUUUGACUUUGACCUCUUCUCCCUGGAUGAAACAACUGUUCGUAAGCUGCAGAGCUACCUGGAAGCAGUAGCAACAUGACCUCGGCCUUGGAAGCAGGCUGCUUUUGAAACCAGAAAUCCCCUUUAUUGGUACCAGGAAACGAACCCAUGGAACUAGGCCUUCUUAUUCUCUCGAUUCACCCGAAGCACUGCCUUAGAGAACAGCCAUGCUCUAUGAAUGCACAGCCAGCUGCACUUUCUUGUAGGCUUCAAACAAGCACCCAUAUUGCUGAGUCUGUCCUCCCCAGCUUCCUAAGUCCGCUUGGGCGCAGGUCCUAAGCAGAGCAGAAGAACGGCUGCGCCCGACCGCAGCGCGGCCCUUCUGGUUUUACUUCAAGAAACUGUUUGAAGGACGUUUGCAGGCACCUCUGAGACCUGAAGAAGCGCGGGCGAUGUUUUCCUCCCCAGGUCUUUGGGACCAGCCUGCAGAGAGCUCCGCUCAGUCCGGUUUCCUUCAGCUCCGUGGAGAAGCAUCCGUGCCGCGUUGGCUUUUACAAAGCUCGCCGAGAGGCUGCUGGUGACAGAGGAGCUCUGGGAGUCUCGUUGGUCCGCCGUGGAGGAAAGCAGACAGAUGCUGGUUUGGCUCGCUCUGUGAGUUGUGUUGCAGUUGGGCACGGAGUGCUGCUGCCGUUCGGUGGCUGCAGGGCUGUGCUCUGUUCCGGCUGCCUGCAGGGUGGUUUGUGCUCCCUAAGAGGCCCUCUCCAAUCUGCUGUGUCCCAUUGGGGUCUGGAGACGUCUUUGUUUGUUGACCUGAGCUCCUAAACAAAGUCUCACUCCUUUCAGUCUGCUUUAACUGUAAUAGGACUACAAAACUGUAAGCUGUAUAUUUUAUAUAUAUAUUAUAUAUAUGUAUGUACUGUAUGUAUAAGAAGGGCCUAGUUGGGUCUUAUGAUUUUAAGGGUGUGUUUUUCUGUUGUUUUUUAAUGGCUAUGGCAGGGGAAGGGCGCUUAAUAAGAUUGACUUGUUUGUUAAAAUGCCUCUUGUGGACAAUUUUUAGUGUAUGAAAGCUGAACAGCGAUCUUCAAAGCGUUUUGUGCUCUGGAAGGGACUCACCUGUUGUCUUUUUCAUUUGUCAGUGUUGAAAAACUUUGCCAAAAUACGUGAUUGGUUUUGUUCUAUGUUCUCAAAGAGGAAUCUCCUACAGUGGCCCCUAUAGUAGUGGCUGUACUUUGGGAAAACCAAAACAAGGGAGAAUUUUAUCUCGGGACGCACCUGGAAAACACUGAUGUAACACCGAGUGAGACCAGGUUCCUUUCCUCCUCCCUCCUCCCCCUCACAGCCGUGCAAGAAGUGGCAGUGAACACUAACCCAGAACCAUUUGUGUAUUUCUAGUUAAACUAGACCUCCAGGUGUCGUCUGUGUGCCGUGUGGGUAUGGGGAAAGCCCUGUAGCUCUUAUCAAAGCUGUGUUACGCUCCUGUUCCCUACAUUCAGUAUUUUUGGGGGAAGAAUUGCUCCUUUUUUUCCAAUCAGCGUUGUAAGCUUUUGCCAAAUGCUGGGUGGGCUGCUGGCAGUGAGGAGAGCAGCUCCUGAGGAGCCUCUGCUCUGUGCAGAGCCGUGGGGGGGCUGCGUGGCUCCAGGGUUUGCUGUCCCUUCUCAGUGAUGAAAUUGCAGUCCCUUGUUUUGGGUUCCCCCUUUCUUUAUCAUGGAAAUGUUGCAACUAAUCAACUGAAGUGGCAAUAUGAUGAUAAGCUUGUUUGAGUUGGGUCAUGUUGACCCGAUUCCCAUUAAUUUUGUCUUUGUACCAUCUUUCAUGUGUCUCGUGCGUGUGUAUAUACCUAUAUAUAUAAAAAGAAAAAUAAUCCAGCUCAUGCCAGGUGCGUUCCCUAUCACAGCAGUGAUCUCAGCUGCUUUCUUUCCCGAUGGACGAUGCCAAGCCUGGAUAGAAGCCCUGUGUGCACAGCGAGAAGGUGGAGGACAGCAGGAAGAGGAGCUCAGCUGCUGAUGGGAUGUGCUGCGCUGGAGAUGGCAGAUGUGGCUCACGAGCGUCCACGGCUUUGUUCUGGGUGUGGUGGGUAUUUGGAGCUGCUCCGGUCCCCGUCGGCUCUGUGGCACACAGGAAGCUGCCCCAGCCCUCACGCAGGGUGGGUUUGUGACCCUGCCAUCCCCCAAGCAGUGGAGCGGUGGUGACGGGCAGCCACAGUGCUGAUGUUCUCCCAAGGCCUUUGCCUGCUCUCCCCACGAGGUCUCCUCCUCCUGCAGCUGUUCCAGCCGCGCUCUCCGUCCUGGCAGCAGUUUCUCCUGGCGCUGUCAGGAUCUGAGUCGCCGUCCUGCCUCCAUCACACACGGAUCUGUCACUGCUGCUGCCGUGGGGCCGAGCGCUGCGAUGGCGUUCCUGAGCCUGGCUGGAAGCACGCGGGGCUUUUGCCCACAGCUGUGGCAUCGUCCUGCCCUGGAACCGACUUUAUUUGUGAAGUCUGACGAGCGUCGAUGGGAAUUUUGUUCGGUUUUUAUAAGAAGUAUUUUACACAUGGAUUUUUUUAGACUCUUUAUAAUCUCCUUGAAAACCCAAAAUAGGAUUGUUCCCCCAGCAAUAGUUCUCCUCCAUUGUGUGCACAUGCUGAUUUGUUACUAAAAGGUUUCUUGCAAGUACUUAGUUGUUCUACAGAGUUGUUGUUUUUUGGGGUAUGUGGUAGCGUUGGGGACCGCAGGAGGAACGACUCUGCAAACAAAGGAUGGUCGAAUUUGGGCCUCAUCUGGUGUCCCCUCCUAGUUGCAUAUGGACGAGUUCCCUGUGUAGAUUCUCUAUAGGCUGGCUGAAUGCUGUUCUGGACAUGCCGUGUACAGGUAUUUGUGGAUAACGUGUUUGUUCUUGUGUCACUCUUGAGAGCAUGGAUGGAUUAUUGUUCAAUAGGAAGGAGGUGGCGGUGCUGCUGUCAGCAUUGCUUCAGGUCUUCGAGGAUGUGUAGUAGCAUUUGCAUUGUUUAAAAAAGGAAAAAUAUAUAUAUAUCCAAAAUUGA
Messenger RNA from Lagopus muta (rock ptarmigan), 4783 nucleotides. RefSeq names its product MLLT1 super elongation complex subunit (gene MLLT1). NCBI's taxonomy places the organism in Eukaryota, Metazoa, Chordata, Aves, Galliformes, Phasianidae. Gene Ontology annotation, biological process: regulation of DNA-templated transcription. The record is from RefSeq and is a predicted model, not a curated record. The transcript is spliced from 12 exons. Gene Ontology annotation, cellular component: super elongation complex. Bases 200 to 1864 code for a protein of 554 amino acids.